AGUUCCAGAUUCAGUUUAAUAAAAAUACUGCGUUAGUUAUAAAAAAUGAAUCAUAUUUUCUUUAUUAUUUUAUGUGUUGUGGUAUGUAUUCAGAGUGAACCUGUGAUUAUCAGCAGUGAUAUUCCUAAUUCUAAUACAAUAGUGACGGCUAAAAAUGUGACCUUACCAAAAAUUGAGUACAAGAUAGUAAACAAACCUCAUCACCUGUUCAUAGGUAGGUGCAGUUCAAAGCAUAGGGUUUUGCACCAAGAAAAUAUUAUUCUAACAAACGAUGGAAAAAGCCAUGUGUCUGCUACUAUACGGAUGAAUGUGGAGGGACCGGUAUAUAUAACGUGUGUCAACAUAUUUGAUGAAAUUCCAAAUGGGGAGGGAGGCUACCCUAGUUUCGCAGCUGGAGGGGUAGGACAUAAUUUUAUAGAAUUUAACGUGUUGACCAACUACGGCAAAGGGUUCCACUUUUUCGUACAAAUUUUUGGAUACACGAAAAAAGACAACGGCAAGAACAACUAUUAAAAGUUCUAUUUAUUUAAUAAAUGGUUUAUUUAACAAGUAGGAAGUUGUUUAGUUUGUCAAUUAUUUGCAAAUUUUAUUCAUUAUAGUAAAGGUAAAUUGUUCUGUCUCUGUCUUAACUUACUGUUAAUUUCGCUCUUCAAGAAAACGAAUAAAAUUGUUAUUUACGUGUCUAAAGUAACACUUUUUCACUAGUGAAAUUUUUUGAAAGUUUUAAUCAGAAUUAUGAAACAAUGUUUUACGCACUGUGCGUAACGUAUUUCAUUUUACACAAAUUAAAUUAUGAAUAAUUUUUCGCACUAGUGUGUAAAAUACUUACUUUACGCACUAGUGUACAGUGUAAAUGUCUAAAAUGAAAUAAGGUUGUAUCGUUAUUAUAUAAAAAUCUGUUACAAAUUAAUUUAUGAACAACUUUUCGCACUAGUGUGAAAUACUUACUUUCCGCACUAGUGUAGAGCGAGCGUAAAGUGAGUGUAUUAAAGAUAGUUGGUUGGGAUGAUUUGUGGUACUACAGCUGUCAGUAAUUUUAGUGUGCUAAAUAUUUAGGUACUUUACGCACUAGUUUGAAUAUUUUACAUACGCUACAGCGUGCGUAAAUUUAGUACUUUACGCAUGGUAGUAGAAAAAGUAUGUGAGGGCUAUCGGGUAAGUUGGAUCUUUUUUCUCUGCACUUAACUUUUAACUUUAACUUUCUAUUACCCCGGUAAAUAGCCAAUUAUUCGUUUAUGACACGUAGAUUUAUUUCAACCCAUUUAUAUUUGAGGUAAACUCAUAAAUGAAAGGUUUAACCACGCUAUAAAUGUAUUACUAAUAAACCUACAUUGUACACUUUUAUGCUUGAGUUUUCCUCGAAUAAGUUUACCGCCGUCAUCCAUAAGCAACGGUGAUUUAUAAUUUCAACGUUAUGUUUUAUUUUUAUUGUAGAAACGUAUAAUUCAAAAUGUAGUGUUUAUCUAAAGCUUUAUGUUCAAUAAAAUUUUCUACUUUAA
Messenger RNA from Anoplophora glabripennis (Asian longhorned beetle), 1499 nucleotides. RefSeq lists its product as uncharacterized. The record is from RefSeq and is a predicted model, not a curated record. Bases 46 to 513 code for a protein of 155 amino acids. Lineage: Eukaryota; Metazoa; Arthropoda; Insecta; Coleoptera; Cerambycidae. The transcript has 3 exons.